Messenger RNA from Malassezia vespertilionis, 1797 nucleotides. RefSeq names its product endopolyphosphatase (gene PPN1). The transcript has a single exon. Lineage: Eukaryota; Fungi; Basidiomycota; Malasseziomycetes; Malasseziales; Malasseziaceae. The record is from RefSeq and is a predicted model, not a curated record. Gene Ontology annotation, biological process: polyphosphate catabolic process. Gene Ontology annotation, molecular function: endopolyphosphatase activity; exopolyphosphatase activity. The coding region runs from base 1 to 1797 and encodes 598 amino acids. Gene Ontology annotation, cellular component: fungal-type vacuole.
AUGGCUGCAUGCCGCCAAGGCAAAGCGGUACGUCCUGUAAUGCGGGUACUGGCGUAUGCCGCUGUAGUAUGGGCAGCAAUCUCUGGUGUGUAUUGUGAGCAGGUAUCAUACUUGCUCGAGGAGGUAUCGACUCGCGCGGUUGCAGGGCGUUUUGUGCACAUUACCGAUAUGCAUCUGGACAAGCACUACCAAGACAAUGCCUCCAUCGCCUCGUCUUGCCACCGCAUUUCGCCCAACGCUGCGCAGCGUGCCGGGCACUGGGGCACGCCGCUGAGCGACUGUGACUCACCGCGCAUUUUGGGCAACGCGUCCCUUGCAUGGCUGCGCGACAAUUGGCGCUCGGAGGAGAACAGAACAUUUGAUUUUAUUUUGUGGACUGGGGACUCGGUGCGGCACGAUAAUGACAAAGACACGCCACGCACGGUGCAGGAGACAAUGGAAGCGGUACGCUUUUCUGCACAGCUGUUGCAGCACUACUUCCCUGGCAUCCCCAUCGUGCCUAAUUUGGGAAACAACGACGUGUUCAAGCACAAUAUCAUGCUUCCUGGCCACUCCAAGGAAUUGGAUGCAUUCUUGGACGCUUGGCGGGAUUUAAUUCCGCACGACAUGGUUGAUUCUUUCCGCAAGGGCGGCUACUUUGCCACGGAAGUAAUUCCUAACACACUCGGCGUCAUUAGCCUCAAUACCCUCUACUUUUACGACACGAACAGUGCCGUCGCUGGCUGUCCGCGCCGCGUAUCUGGUGCUCUGGAGGAAGAGGCAGAUAUAGGCACUGUGCAGCUCGAAUGGCUUAUGGAUCAGCUAUUGCGCUUCCGCCAGCGGAAUAUGCAAGUGCACAUUAUUGGACAUGUGCCUCCCACGUUUGGCAAAUACUUCCCGCGCUGCUUCGACGCCUAUACAGAGCUUGUGAUCCAGUUCCAGGACACCAUCGUCGGUCAACAUUUUGGGCACAUGAAUAUGGAUAUGUUUUUCGUGCAGAAAUCGAAACAUGCGCUCAAAGAGGAAAAACGCGGCGUACGGAACGUACCAAAGGGGAUUGAGAGUGAUUUAAAGUACGAGUACGGGUCGCUUCCUACACCGGCGCAGACAAAUGAGUCGUUGUAUUCUGUCUUCUAUGUAUCUGGCAGUAUCAUCCCCACGUACCUGCCCAGCAUGCGUGUGUGGACGUACAAUACAACGCAGCCGCACCGUUACACUGACACCAUGCGCGAACAGGUCCAAACGGAGGCCACGAGGAUCUCAACAGCUCAGUCUGAACGCAAAUACACACGUCCCGACCGUGAAACGCAUUCCAAGCACGACCAUGAGCAGCCGCGGUUUGUGUCGGACAACGCGCCGUCGCGCACAAAUAUGUACUUGACCUUACUUGGCUACAGCGAAUGGACCGCUAAUUUGGACGCUGCGAACCAAAAGUACGAUCGCAUGCUUCAAAGGCAGGGAAAAGCGGCGGCGGACGCGCUAUCUUUGGUAUUUGAUCUUGCGUACACUACCUAUCAUCCCACCACUCUGUGGCACGACUACAUGCCUGGCCCAAACCAAGCAUUGCAAACGCCCGUGCCGAAGCACCUGCUUGAUGCUGUAUUGAAAAAGCGUAAGGUACCGAACCCUAUCGAAUGCAAUAGGCACGGCUCUGAUUGCAAGUCUGUGCGUGCAUUGCGCGAUUUGAGCGACUAUGCUUUGGCAGACAUGACGCUCGGGUCGCUCAUGCAAUUUGCACGCCGCUUGGUAGCUAAUUCUUGGCUGUGGAACCGGUACGUCCACCGCAUGUACGCAGGUAUUCCUUGGGCAUUCGUGUAA